Molecule: messenger RNA, 787 nt
Organism: Protomyces lactucae-debilis
Lineage: Eukaryota; Fungi; Ascomycota; Taphrinomycetes; Taphrinales; Protomycetaceae
Product: yeats family-domain-containing protein
Exons: 1
Coding region: 99-755 (218 amino acids)
Biological process (GO): regulation of DNA-templated transcription
Source: RefSeq, a predicted model, not a curated record
UACGACUUGACACUUGACCAACUUGAUCCUGUCUGGUUGCUCUUGACGACGACACAACACACAGUCGCUACAUCCUAAAUACUCCUUCUGCAGAGGCCAUGGCUCCGGCCCGUGUCUCAAAGUGCAGCAUCUACCGACCCAUCCUCAUAGGCAACACGGCCGAACCCCUCGGCGACCGUCGUAAUCCAGCCUCCGACCAUACCCAUACCUGGACCAUCGCCGUCAAGGGCCUCAACAACGCUGACCUCUCACCAUUCAUCAAGAAGGUCAUUUUCAAGCUACACGAUACCUACCCGAAUGCAGCACGGUCGAUUGAAGCGCCGCCGUUUGAAGUGACAGAGACAGGAUGGGGUGAAUUUGAUAUUCAGGUGAAAAUCUUCUUUGUGCAGGAAGCGUCAGAGAAGCCAGUGACGCUGUAUCAUCGCUUGAAACUGCAUCCCUAUGGACCUGAGGUUGAACGGCUCAAAGCAGCAGAUCAACCGAUUCCACAGGGGAUGUUGCAUGUCUCUAGUUGGCAGUAUGAUGAAGUGGUGUUCAAUGAACCAACGGAGCAGCUGUAUGACAUCCUCACACGCACAACGGGGCCUGGUGCUGGCGGCGGCGGUGCUCUCUUGCCGCUUGAAAAGUCCAAGGAUAAUGUCUUUUGCCAGCGCAGUGAACAAGAGGAACUCGAUCGACUCGAGAGUGCCAUCAGUAAAGUGGAUGCACAGACACGUCUAUACAGAGACAAGAUCCUGGCCAUGGAGAAGAAGUGAGAUAGUUGAUUGAUGUAUACAUGCAUGCAUAG